AUGUCACCACUACCGCCACUCACCAGCUCACAAAGAGCCAGCAUUCUUGCAGACGGCCACGGCCUCCAAUACCUCAAAAAUGCCACAGCCCCUGAUGUCAACCCAGGGUGGGUCGGGGGCUAUAAGCUGGGUGGGGGUUCUUACGGCGAGGUCAGUUUGUGGAUCAUGUACGAUCCCAUAACUUCUAAAGCUCUCAAAUACUGCGCCAUCAAGGAUGCCUUCGAGGACAAGCCUACCCAAGAGGAGGGUCUCUACAAGAACAUUUACCAGCAGCUCGCUCUCAAAGGCAUGGACUUUGGAGUAGAUCCGCAAAAUGAGAUUGGACAAGCUCACAUCGACAAGAGAUACUACAAGGAAGCUUAUCUACAAGGCAUGGUGACUGAGCCUGAUACCAAGGACCCGACGUACUGUGUCCCACUUUGGGGCUACUCAAGGAAAUUCCCUGGUCUCCGGGGCUCGGAUUUCAACCACUGGAGAUUGUACAUGCCUCUUUAUGAGUAUGGCACGCUAGACACGCUUAUAACUGCUCAUCUCGAGGAAGGAAGAGGCGUUCCAGAACCUUUCAUCUGGCACACUCUUUACUGCUUGAUGAGUGGGGCUGAGCAAUUAAGACAUCAAGCAGCGAAGCGUCAGGGAGCCACAUCUACGGAUAUCGUCGUCGUUUUCGACAUGAAGCCCUCCAACAUAUUACUCGCCCCACCCGACCAAAGUUCGACAUUUCCCUUGUACCCUCGCCCCCAUAUCGCGGAUCUCGGAGGCGCAUGUAAGUUUCCACUUCAAUACCACCUACACGAACCUUGCUUGAGUGCCNUGACGAACAAUGCGGACCCAUUCAAUCGCGAAGUCAGAUUAGACUGCCAAGUGACGCAUGGUUACAUACCUCCCGAGGCAAUGCGGCCUCCCAAAAACGGUUGGCUUUGUGGACGCUGGACAAACAUCUGGCAGAUCGGAAGAGUAGCCGAAGCAUUGAUGAAACUGAAGUCGCACUUCCAAGAUCUUCCAUUCCGUCCGGACAUUCCAGUAACAUGUGAACCUCAAAUCAUGAAUUGGCAAGGCCAAUAUCCCGGCCAAAACUAUUCUCAUGAAUUGAGAUGGCUGGUAUCCCGUUGCAUGAAGUUCAAUCCAAAAGAUCGUGUACAGGCAGACCGGGUCUUGUGGGCUCUGGAAGAGAAACCCGAUUUUAGACAACACUUUCAGCACAUGGAGACUUUUGGUAGCGAUGCGUGGUUCGAUGAGCAACAACGCAUACACGACGAGCAACAGCGCAAAGAAGCAGAAAAUGCAGCCACCCAGUCACCAAAAUCCACAACACCACCGACACCCGUAGAGGUCGAGGCCGCAAACGCCGCUCUAGCAAGAAAGCGAAAGCGCACCGAUGAAGCAUGCGCUUACCUGCGAGCUUGGGAGCGUGCUAAGCGAGAAAAGUUCCUCGAGCUAGGCGUGUUUCCAGACGACCAGUACAAUCUCGAUUACAAAUACGCAGACUUCUGGGUCGACCCUUUCCCAUUGAUCGAUGAAACCGGUGCUUUUAGACACCGCUUACAAUAUGGCGAGGACGAGGAUGGGGAACUUUGCCUCAGGGGUCACACUGGCGACCCUGCACAUACACACGCUGAAGAGCCGGCGUUUGCGACGGGUUCGACUGCUGUCGAAGGUGAUUACGACGAUGGCGAUGACCAAGAAGAUGAUGAAGACCGGCCUUACUUCUCGGCUUCUCCUCAUCCCUAUCCACAUACUUUUUAG
This is a messenger RNA of Aureobasidium uvarum, 1743 nucleotides long. NCBI's taxonomy places the organism in Eukaryota, Fungi, Ascomycota, Dothideomycetes, Dothideales, Saccotheciaceae. The record is from the annotation of a GenBank genome assembly.